Molecule: messenger RNA, 405 nt
Organism: Egretta garzetta (little egret)
Lineage: Eukaryota; Metazoa; Chordata; Aves; Pelecaniformes; Ardeidae
Gene: TSHB
Product: thyroid stimulating hormone subunit beta
Exons: 2
Coding region: 1-405 (134 amino acids)
Biological process (GO): G protein-coupled receptor signaling pathway
Cellular component (GO): extracellular region; cytoplasm
Molecular function (GO): hormone activity
Source: RefSeq, a predicted model, not a curated record
AUGAGUCCCUUCUUUGUGAUGUCUCUCCUCUUUGGCUUGACUUUCAGUCAAACAGCAUCACUUUGUGCUCCUUCUGAGUAUAUAAUCCAUGUGGAGAAAAGGGAAUGUGCCUACUGCCUGGCCAUCAACACCACCAUCUGCGCUGGAUUUUGCAUGACUCGGGACAGCAAUGGCAAGAAGCUGCUACUCAAAAGUGCUUUGUCCCAGAACGUGUGCACAUAUAAAGAGAUGUUAUAUCAAACAGCACUGAUUCCAGGCUGUCCUCAUCACACCAUCCCUUAUUAUUCCUACCCUGUGGCUGUGAGCUGCAAAUGUGGUAAAUGUAACACUGAUUAUAGUGACUGUGUUCAUGAGAAGGUUAGGACAAACUAUUGCACUAAACCACGGAAGCUCUGCGGCAUGUAA